This is a messenger RNA of Bipolaris zeicola 26-R-13, 699 nucleotides long. RefSeq lists its product as uncharacterized. The record is from RefSeq and is a predicted model, not a curated record. The coding region runs from base 1 to 699 and encodes 232 amino acids. The transcript is spliced from 3 exons. Lineage: Eukaryota; Fungi; Ascomycota; Dothideomycetes; Pleosporales; Pleosporaceae.
AUGGCCACCAUGAUAUACUCAUAUCUCGUCGUUCUCGACAUCACUGUAACUCGACGAUCCAAAAUCCCAAAGUCUAGCAAUGGCAUCGAUACUUUUACCUCGUCUUCGAAUGAUAUCUCGAGCACUAUCGCUAGCCCAUCCAAGACCACGGUUUCUUCAAUCACAAAACCGACUCCAUCUUCCUCGAUGACCCCAAUUACGGGAACAGCUUCAUCAGUUACCGCGAGUCCAUCAUAUGAAUCGAGAUUUACUGUCAGCCUUGCGGAGCCACCAUACCGGACAGUUACAGAGCAAGUGACAGGGACGUUUACUGCAGCACCAUCAAUGCCAAGUCGUGGGAGUUCAGUGCCAGUAGCAGCAAUUGUUGGCGCAGUUCUCGGUUCCGUCAUCCUCUGCACUCUCUUGCUAGCCAUCUUGUUUUUUAUUCGCAAACGUAAACUUACAAAAGUGUACAAAGCGCCAGCAUAUCCCUCGCCAUAUGUUGGCGGUGACAUGACACCACAGCUCUCGAGCAAAGCAUCGUCACAAUUUCAAAAGAAGGUGGCGGAGUUAUACAGAGCUGAUACGAUGGAAACACGCGAACCCCCACAACUGGACAGUCGAGAGAUUCUACCCCAGUUUCGCCGACGUGACUCGAUGGGACGAUUUGCAGAACUUCCAGCGGAGCCGCUGCCGUGGCCUGGUCACUCCGCGAAUUGA